CACAAACCGUGCCGUCUCAAGAGAGGCACCGCCUUCUGAACACGUGUCUCUUUGCAGCCAAGUUGCCUGUCUUCACACAGUCCCAACUUAGCAGUUCGCAAAGAAAGCGCCGGCUCCUGCUUUCAGCCCAGGCACACAACCAGGCGGAGAGCCGGCUUCCGCGCGGGGGGGGGGGGGGGGGUUGCUGGGGGCGGCCGCGAAGCGCGGAAAAAGCUGGCAGCUUCAUGGAGGAAUCGGGGCAAGUCGCCGAGAGAGAGGAAAGUGUGGAUUGGGGCUACGAAGAAGGUGUUGAGUGGGGGCUAAUCUUUCCUGAUGCAAAUGGGGAAUAUCAAUCUCCUAUUAAUUUGAAUUCAAGAGAGGCCAAAUAUGACCCAUUGUUACUGAAAAUACACUUAUCACCAAAUUAUUUUGUAUGCCGUGAUUGUGAGAUUCUCAAUGAUGGACACUCAAUUCAGAUCCUCUUAAAGACCAAAUCAAUGUUAGUGGGAGGCCCAUUACCUCGGGGCCAUGAAUUUGAACUUCACAAUGUUCGAUUUCACUGGGGCAGACAAAAUCAGCGUGGCUCAGAACACACAGUUAAUUUUAAAGCAUUUCCCAUGGAGCUCCAUCUGAUCCACUGGAACACUACCAUGUAUCACAGUAUUGAUGAGGCAGUUGGAAAGAAGAAUGGUAUAGCCAUUAUUGCCUUAUUUGUGCAGAUAGGAAAGGAACAUUCAGGCCUAAAGGCUGUGACUGAGAUUCUGCAAGACAUUCAGUAUAAGGGCAACUCCAAGACAAUACCUUGCUUCAAUCCUAACACGUUAUUACCAGAUCCACUGCUAAGAGACUAUUGGGUGUAUGAAGGCUCUCUCACGGUCCCACCCUGCAGUGAAGGUGUUACGUGGAUCUUAUUUAGAUAUCCUUUAACUGUAUCCCAAAUUCAGAAGUUUGAACAGAUGUGCAAAAUAACCUUAUUUGUGUACUGGGCACUUAAUGCAAUACUAUCCAGUAGCUGCUGGCUAGUUUUGCUCUCCAGAGCCAUUUCAACCAGUGCCAGCAUGUUCCAUAGCGGACACAGAACUCAUGUGAGUCUAGGCAACAAUUACAUGCAAGUCUCUCUUCAUGAGAAACUUUGGUUUCUGCCUCUCUGGAAGGACUUUUUUUUUUUAUUGACUGAUAUUUUCUCACUAGCAUGACACAGUAAUUCUAGAAUAAUUUUUCUCUUUUUUUUCUGAUUUGCUUUUUCUCUCCCAUGUUCCAAAAAUAAAAGACUGAAACACAGUCAAGAAGCUAUCUUCAUGCAUUUCUGAUAUUUUAAUAUCCUUUUCCUAUUUGAAAUGUAACUCCCCAUCUCAACUGCAGGGUGAACAAUCUGGAGCCCUCCAUUAUGAAUCGAAAUAAUUUCUGGCUAGAGUUCCAUUAGAUUUGUUUUCCAAAAUUUUAAAAAAUCUGAUCAUAAAGAACUUAAAUCUUUAUUCAGAAUGUCAGGUCCUGCUGAAAAAGAAGAUAUGUUUCAAUAGUACACUAUAUCUAACAUUGAAUUAAUAAAUGUAUUUUAGUCCUUUUCCUUCACUUUGGGUUUAAAAACUUCAUCCAUAUAAAGGAAAACUACUAAACUGAAAACAAAUUCCCUAAAGAAAUCAUUUGCUUACAUUGUCCCAGUGAUUCAUUUUAAAAGCAUAUUGUUCUGUGGAAGAGAAGUUUUCCCUGCUUCUCAUAAACCCUUUCUUUAUUUUUCUGUUUUUAAAAGGUCAAUUUUUUCCUGGUUUUUCAAAAUUGGGUUAUCUCCUUGUGAAAUAUAAGGGUCAUGUUAUGAUUAAGCAAGAAUAGGUUAUCAAAGCUUAGUCUUCAGUUAGAAUAGCCAGGUGGCUUUGAUGUAGUUGGUUCAUUUCAGCCUUGUAAUCAUGUCAUAAAACAAAGGAAUAGAAACCUGUUGAAAUGUUGGCACAUUGCCAAGUUCAUAAUGGAUUUUCCCUCCAUUUCUAUUUUAAUCCAAUUUCUGUUUGAAACGAUCACUAGUUUCAUACAGUAAAGUCUGUAAUACCUCAAAAGCCUUCCUUAGAAUGUUCCAAAAGAUGAUAAGAAAUUGUAAAUUUUAAUGUGAGAAGAAAUGAAUUAAUGCAUGGGGAGUAUCUGAUAACUUUCUUUAAUUUAUUUUAGUUAAUUUUAAUUUAGUUUAAAUAUAUUCUUGGUUACAUGUUUUUUUUAAAGCUUUGUAUGUCAUAACAAUUGAAAUGGUGGGAUCAGUGGUGGGUUACCCCUGGUUCAGACCGGUUCGCAAGAACCAGUAGUAAAACCGGUGAGAGGCUCUGCCUCCUGCCCCGGAUAUCAUCAUAGGCGAUCUGCGCAUGCGCAGAAGCGAUCCCAUUGCGAACCAGUAGUCAAGGUAAGUAGAACCCAGCCCUGGGUGGGAUGUAUGUUAAAGAGAGGAAAAAUAAAUAGAAUUUUAAAAAAUCUAUAUCUUUUAACAGCAUAAGUACUAAUCGAGGGAGUCAAAUGUCCAUUUCCU
This is a messenger RNA of Pantherophis guttatus, 2488 nucleotides long. Lineage: Eukaryota; Metazoa; Chordata; Lepidosauria; Squamata; Colubridae. The record is from RefSeq and is a predicted model, not a curated record.